Linum tenue is the source of this 2455-nucleotide messenger RNA. NCBI's taxonomy places the organism in Eukaryota, Viridiplantae, Streptophyta, Magnoliopsida, Malpighiales, Linaceae. The record is from the annotation of a GenBank genome assembly.
CGGACGAUGAUACCUGCACCAGCGAAAUUGGUCGGCGAUGAUCCGUUGCGUCAGUCCAGUUCUUCACACAUUACCGAACCACAAUUGCCGCAUCGCAACGCAACGCAGGGAUGGGAGGAGGACAGAGUAGAAGAAGCCAAAGUAAGGAACAUUCUGAUGCGGGCGGCGUCAUCUGCCGGCCGGCCGCUGAUCGAUUGGCCCGAAGAAUCACAAAGCUUUGCUGUUUCGAAGGAUUGUGAUUUUAAUGGCGACAGGGAGUGGCUAGCUGUUGCUGACGACGCUCGCCCGAAUAAAAUUUCCCUUCCUGUAGUUGUCGUGGCUUUUUGAAAUUAUGCCGAAACCGAACACUCAAGUUCCGAUGGUCGUUGCCAGCGGCGAGUUCAACUUAUCCAUCUAUUUCAGUGGGGCCCGUUCAUGGCAAACCAGAGAAGGAGCGCAGACUUAAUUCACUAAGCAGAGGUAGACCAAGAAGAAGAAGAAGGGGAUACAUCUGCAUUUCUCCUCUACUCUGCCGAGAUGGCGGAUCAGCAUGGAGGUUACAACGUGGAUGAAGCUCUCCUCUCCGUGGGGUUUGGAAAGUUCCAAAUCUUUGUCUGCCUUUAUGCUGGUAUGGGUUGGAUUUCAGAAGCAAUGGAGGUGAUGAUUCUCUCGUUUAUUGGUCCAUCGGUGAAGUCUCAGUGGGAUCUAAGUGCCAAUCAAGAGACCUUACUGUCUGUAGUGGUAUUUUCCGGCAUGUUACUUGGUGCAUACAUGUGGGGUGUGAUCUCGGACAGAUUGGGAAGGAGAUGUCUGUUCAGGAAUGGGUUUGUGGUCACAGCAUUCGUUACGUCUCUAGCUGGUUUUCUUAGUGCCUUUGCCUGGAACUAUGUUGUUUUGCUCAUUGCUCGUUGUUUGGUCGGUGUUGGCCUUGGAGGAGGGCCUGUACUCUUCGCCUGGUUCUUGGAGUUUAUACCUGCAACAAACAGAGGCAUGUGGAUGAUUAUUUUCUAUUCAUUUUGGACGGUUGGAACUAUUUUUGAGGUUGGUUUGGCAUGGAUCAUUAUGCCAAGAUUGGGUUGGAGGUGGCUGGUUGGUCUUUCUGCUCUCCCUUCAUUUGGUCUCCUUGUAUUUUACCCUCUGACACCUGAGUCCCCAAGGUACCUCUGCCUUAAAGGUAGAAAAGAUGAUGCUCUUAGGGUUAUGGAAAAAAUAGCAAAAUUGAAUAAGAAGGAACUGCCUCCUGGUGUCCUUCUUAGCGAUCGUGAAAUUGAGCUACAAAGACAAAUCUCGAAGCCAGAGGCAUCUGCCACUGAUUCGCUUUCUUCUGCCCCUAGAUGGAAAGAUUCUGACUUGGGUGUCAUUGAGACUCUACGGAUGUUGCUUUCUCCAAGAUUGAUUCGCUCAACCAUACUCUUAUGGUUCAUAUUCUUUGGGAAUGCAUUUUCUUACUAUGGCCUCGUUUUGCUCACUACUGAGUUAAACCGUAAAUCUCAUUGCAAUUCGAACGGAACACAAUCCAACAACAAGUCGGAUGCUGGCGUUGACUAUAAAAAUGUUUUCAUUACUACUUUAGCAGAAUGUCCGGGCCUCUUAAUAUCAGCUCUCCUCGUUGAUAGGAUUGGCCGCAAAAUUUCUAUGGCGACUCUGUUCUUCAUUUGUGUCGUGUUUGUUCUGCCACUGGUCAUCCAUCGAUCUCCACUUGUGACCACCAUUCUUUUAUUUGGGGCAAGAAUCUGCAUCACGGGAACUUUUUCAGUUGCCUCUCUAAUGGCUCCGGAGCUGUACCCAACAUCAGUCAGAUCAACCGGUUACGGAAUUGCAAACUGCAUGGGCAGAAUUGGUGGGAUGGUAUGUCCAUUUGCGGCUGUGAAGCUGAUGGAAUCAUGUCAUCAACGCGAGGCGCUACUGUUGUUCGUAGGUGUGAUUCUUGUUGGGCUGUUUUCAGUGCUGUUGAUUCCUUAUGAUACCAAGGGCCGCGAAUUGACAGAGAGCAUAGCGAGUACAAAAAACGAGAAGCAUCGCCAAGCGGUCUGAAACUAGGCACGACUGUAUCAUUUCUCUUCUGCUGCCUUAUGUUGAGAUAUCGAAUGGUAAAGACGGUGGCAUGGGACCAGUAAGUGAAGCAUGGUCCAGGGUAAUGGCUGAGACACAGUAUUUUGCUUGUCAAUGUCAUAUAGUACUGCUCUAGAACUUUACAGUGAUGUAUAGGUGGUCUCUGAGAGAGACGUUACAAGUUUGGUUUAACGAAUAUUUUGCGCGUGUUUGUAUUGUAUGCAUACAAGUGGAUUGUGUGCGUGUGUGUGGUGUUUUAGAGUUGUGAUGUAUAGGUGUAUUUGAAGGCAACCAAGAGAGUAGAACGUGUCUUGGUAUCUUACAAGUGCAAUGAUAAGUCAAGAAAAUGUUGAUGAUAUCAAGAGUUACGUGCAACCAAGCGAUUAUGUCAUGAAUCAGUUGAUCUAGAUACUUCGAGUUCGUG